Racocetra fulgida is the source of this 121-nucleotide messenger RNA. The record is from the annotation of a GenBank genome assembly. NCBI's taxonomy places the organism in Eukaryota, Fungi, Glomeromycota, Glomeromycetes, Diversisporales, Gigasporaceae.
UCUACCAAAACUUGAAAGUUUACCAAAACUCAAAAGUUCUACUGAAACUCAAAAGUCUUUCAAAAAUGUGAAAAUCUUACAGAAAUUCAAAAGUCUUACCAAAACUCGAAACUUUUACUAA